UUUACCAUCAUAGCCGCGUUGUUUUCUGCAAUGAACGGCAGCUCCCCUCUCGCCUUCAUCGUUGCCAAGAAAAAGAUCCAGAGGACGUACUGGGGCAUCUCCUACAAGCUCGUCCUGCUCCUCAGAGCAAGAAAACCAUCCAGCCCAGGCAGCGAAUAUACUAUUAUGACAGCCCAUUUUCAUCUGAAAAGAAAAAUUGGUUACUUUGUCAUCCAGACGUACCUUCCUUGCAUUAUGACUGUGAUCUUAUCGCAAGUGUCGUUUUGGCUAAACAGAGAAUCUGUCCCUGCUAGGACUGUCUUUGGAGUAACAACAGUCCUCACCAUGACCACCUUAAGUAUCAGUGCCCGUAACUCUUUGCCAAAAGUGGCCUACGCUACUGCAAUGGACUGGUUUAUAGCUGUCUGCUAUGCCUUUGUAUUUUCUGCAUUGAUUGAAUUUGCAACAGUCAACUAUUUCACCAAGAGAAGUUGGGCAUGGGAUGGCAAAAAAGCCCUGGAAGCUGCUAAAAUCAAGAAAAAAGAGCGUGAAUUGCUGGGAAACAAAUCAACUAAUACGUACACCACUGGGAAGAUGACCCCCGCACCAAACAUGCCAAAGGACUCAGCCCCAUCCGUCAUCUCAAACACUGCAUCUGCUCCAGUGAAGUCUGCAGAAGAAAAGCCCGCUGAAAGCAAAAAGACUUACAACAGCAUCAGUAAGAUUGACAAAAUGUCCCGGAUAAUUUUUCCAGUGCUGUUUGGAACUUUUAACUUAGUUUACUGGGCCACGUAUUUGAAUAGGGAGCCUGUUAUUAAAGGUGCCAAUUCUCCAAAAUAAACUGAAGGACUCUAAAGCCACAUGUGAGCCAUACUUACAAAGCAGAUGCUACCAAGGAAAAUUUGAGAUCCAGACGACUUUCUACAUUUGGGCAAUAUUCUUCAGGAAGUUUUUUGCAUGUUUAAUAAUAUGUACAAAUAAUAUUGCCUUGAUUGUUUCUACAUGUAACCUCAGAUGUUUCAGAGACGAUUAUAUUACUUACAGCAACAGAUCUUUAUAAAAG
Fulmarus glacialis (Northern fulmar) is the source of this 1042-nucleotide messenger RNA. Its product is annotated as gamma-aminobutyric acid receptor subunit alpha-5-like. Gene Ontology annotation, cellular component: neuron projection; GABA-A receptor complex; synapse. The transcript has 4 exons. NCBI's taxonomy places the organism in Eukaryota, Metazoa, Chordata, Aves, Procellariiformes, Procellariidae. The annotation marks the transcript as partial. Gene Ontology annotation, biological process: monoatomic ion transmembrane transport; synaptic transmission, GABAergic; gamma-aminobutyric acid signaling pathway. The record is from RefSeq and is a predicted model, not a curated record. Gene Ontology annotation, molecular function: benzodiazepine receptor activity; transmitter-gated monoatomic ion channel activity involved in regulation of postsynaptic membrane potential; GABA-A receptor activity.